This is a messenger RNA of Arachis ipaensis, 2630 nucleotides long. NCBI's taxonomy places the organism in Eukaryota, Viridiplantae, Streptophyta, Magnoliopsida, Fabales, Fabaceae. The record is from RefSeq and is a predicted model, not a curated record.
CCCUCCCUCCUGGCCUCAUCCUCCCCCAAUUUCUCAGUCUCUUCGACUGAGUCUCACUUCCCUCACCCUUCCAGUCUCUCGUCGUCCUUUGGUUCAUCACUGUCGUCGUCACAGGUGUGGGCAUCCGUUUCUUCUUUUUUCUGUCUUCAUCCACUCGUACUUCUUACCUUUGUCUCACCAUCUGCCGCCUCUGCGUAAGUGCGUAUCCUGGUUUGUCGUGGCUGUCCUUUUCUCUGCCGUCGUCGUGCUUGGGCUGGCCGUCUGCCUCUCCUACUCCUCUGAAUCUACCGCUACCUGUGCUAGAAAGCUUUGGGUCCUGUGUGUUGUGAACUAUUUAAUAAUUGGUUUACAAUUAAAUUGUCUUCCAAUUCAUUCUUGAAGAGGCUAUCAGCCUCUUGGAAGUGAUGCGGUGUAUUAACGAUGUGAAGGGAUCACAUAUUGGAGGCAAAAGAAUUUGAUGUUGAAUUUGUUGCAUGAGAUCGGACCUCUUAUAUUAAAUUUUGAAAAUGCAAAAAUCUUCAAAUUAUGGUGUUCUUAGUGUUGAGUCCAGGUGCUCAGUUUCUACCUUAGCUUACUGAUGCAUCUGCCGUAGGAAUGCCAUGUGGAGGUUUGGUGUCUUGCUUCAGGAAGGGACAGAUCCGGGUUUUCUCAAGUUUGUCGCAUCUCACGCACUCACUUGUGCCGGCCACCUUAAGUCAACUCUCUCUGGCCUCUCGCAGUCUGCCUUCCUGUGUCUCACACAACGGUACUGCUGUCUUCAGUUAACGCUGACGCUCUCUUCGCACUCUUCCUCUCUCUCGCUCGUUCCAUCUGCCAACACUCAAACCUCCGUGGCUCUUUUCUGCCUCCACACUCAUCCUGCUCGAGGAAGAAACAAAGACACCGUCGCAGGCGCAGCAUCGACACCGCUGCAGGUUGAGUUCAGUUGACCCUCCUCUUUUGCUCCUCCAUUCCAGACCCUUCUUUGUUCGAUUUCAAGAAGGACGGGCCUUGUUUUGUGCAACACAUACAUCAAAACAACUACCAUGGGACAUGAAUCCCGAAAGCUCUUGGAUGAAUAUGAGGUGUCAGAGAUUCUAGGAAGAGGUGGAUUCUCUGUUGUUAGGAAAGGCAUAAAAAAAUCAAGCAGUGAUGAGAAAACUCAUGUUGCCAUAAAGACACUAAGAAGAGUAAGUGCCUCUACUACAACCCCUGGUUGUUUACCAAGAGAGAGGAGCAACAUGGGGUUUCCCACAUGGAGACAGGUUUCAGUAUCAGAUGCUCUUCUCACCAAUGAGAUCCUUGUGAUGAGGAAGAUAGUCGAAAAUGUGUCGCCACAUCCGAAUGUGGUUGACCUCUAUGAUGUUUAUGAGGACUCGAAUGGUGUUCAUCUUGUUUUGGAGCUGUGUUCUGGCGGUGAGCUGUUUGAUCGCAUUGUGGCACAGGAUAGGUACUCAGAGACUGAGGCUGCGACAGUUAUUCGCCAGAUUGCGGCGGGCUUAGAGGCUAUUCAUAAAGCAAACAUUGUCCAUAGAGACUUGAAGCCUGAGAAUUGCUUGUUCUUGGACAAGAGGAAGGAUUCUCCUCUAAAGAUCAUGGAUUUCGGUUUGAGCUCUGUUGAAGAGUUUACUGAUCCAGUUGUUGGUUUGUUUGGUUCCAUUGAUUAUGUUUCACCGGAGGCACUUUCUCAAGGAAAGAUAACAGCUAAGAGUGACAUGUGGUCUCUAGGGGUAAUUUUGUACAUCUUAUUAUCUGGAUAUCCGCCUUUCAUUGCUCAGUCUAAUCGCCAAAAACAACAAAUGAUAAUGAAUGGGAACUUCAGCUUCUAUGAGAAGACAUGGAAGGGCAUUUCUCAAUCAGCAAAGCAAUUGAUUUCGAGUCUUCUGACAGUUGAUCCUAGUAGGAGACCUAGUGCGCAGGAGCUCCUGAGUCAUCCAUGGGUCAUAGGUGAUGUAGCGAAAGAUGAUCAGAUGGACCCUGAGAUUGUCUCAAGGUUGCAAAGCUUCAAUGCUCGUCGCAAGCUCCGGGCAGCUGCAAUUGCAAGCGUAUGGAGCACCACAGUGUUCUUGAGAACUAAGAAACUGAAAUCCUUGAUAGGAUCCUAUGAUCUUACAGAAGAGGAAAUUGAAAAUCUUAGGAUACACUUCAAGAAGAUAUGUGGAAAUGGGGACAAUGCCACGCUCUCUAAGUUUGAGGAGGUACUGAAAGCAAUAAAUAUGCCAUCACUAAUUCCUCUAGCACCACGCAUAUUUGACUUGUUCGACAACAACCGUGAUGGAACGGUUGACAUGCGAGAGAUUUUAUGUGGGCUUUCCAGCCUCAAGAAUUCCAAAGGAGAUGAUGCCCUCCGUUUGUGCUUCCAGUUGGAUCUAGGGAAUAGCGAAAUUAAAUUCCACACAACUCGGAAGGGAGCAGAAGAGAAUAUCCUAAAUCAAGGAAGUUUAAUAGAGUUCUUCACAAUUCACACUCUUUAGUUUCCAUUCCCAAUUCACCCCCUCCCCGACGGCGGCGGCGGUGGCAGCGGCAGUGGUCUCUCUCUCAACUUGAUCUCCUAUUUGGGUCCAAUUGGGCUUUUAAGUCCCAUAAUCAUAACAAGAAGCCACCUGAUACGUUAACAUGUCAUGUAACAUGGUAUGAUAAUGAAAACAUGA